Hyla sarda is the source of this 948-nucleotide messenger RNA. Its product is annotated as melanoregulin-like. The record is from RefSeq and is a predicted model, not a curated record. Gene Ontology annotation, biological process: melanosome transport. The transcript has 5 exons. The coding region runs from base 73 to 789 and encodes 238 amino acids. NCBI's taxonomy places the organism in Eukaryota, Metazoa, Chordata, Amphibia, Anura, Hylidae. Gene Ontology annotation, cellular component: melanosome.
UGUAUAUUAACACCACCCAUUCUAAGACCCCCAUCCCACCACUCCCAUGCCUUACAGUAGUGACCCCCCAGCAUGGCAGAGCGGAGGUCCUUCUAUCGCUUCUUGUGCUGCUGCUGUAAUGAGGAGGCACCAGAGAAGAGCCCUUUAAUAAGCGACACACUCUUGUACUUUGACCGGGAGGUGAAGCGUCGGAGGGCAGAGGAGGCAAAUUUGUGGAACGAGCCCCAAGAUGUGUCUCACACUGAAAGAGAUGACGAUCGAGAACUAUACAACUUACUCCAGAAGAGAGCCCGGACACGAAGGGGGUCAGAGGGUUACCGCAGGCUGAGUUUCGAUAUCAGCGCCCACAGGCAGGUACGCAAAGAUGUGAAAGAUCGUUGGCGGGUGCUUCUGGAAAAUCUAGGUUUUCGGAAUGAAGCAGAUUCGUUGCUCUCUGUGACCUCUAACACCUCCUACAACAGUUUGCGGGACCCCACAGAGGCUCGCCGUCUGCUCAGCCUGUUAGCCGAGGACACCAGUAUAUUUGAACAACAUGGUCUUCCGCCUCCUGAGAGGUAUCUAUUUGUUCUGGACCGGCUCAUCGUUCUCGACAUGGGAACAGAGUUUGUAUCUAUUGCCAGACGGUUUUACCCCCCUGAGACCUUGGAGAGCAGCGACAAGGAGAGUGCGGAGCCCGGUAAUGUUGUGCUGGUGAGUCCCGGCCGGCAAGACGAGGGAAAUGGAGAUAAGGAGGAAGAAGAGUGCAGCGAGGUGGAUGAAGAAAGUUUCCUGGUCAAUCUCACCGAGUGAUAACUGGAGGCACCAUGAGCUUCAACUACCUACUGUCAUCAUCUACUCUAUGGCACUCACUAUCAAUACUGACCCUAUCCUGCCCACUUCCUCUUAAAGGGGUAUUUCAGGCAAAACCUUUUUUUAUAUCUAUAUAUCUAUAUAUAUAUAUAUAUAUAU